Messenger RNA from Echinostoma caproni, 687 nucleotides. Lineage: Eukaryota; Metazoa; Platyhelminthes; Trematoda; Plagiorchiida; Echinostomatidae. The record is from the annotation of a GenBank genome assembly.
CUUGCCGGUGAGCAUCACGGUGGUCAACUCCAAAGAAUAACUUUGGAGACCUGUUCGGUUGCGCCGAAGAUUAGUGCCACUAUGAGCUUCUUACGCCAGGUGUGGGUGAUUUGGAAUCAGGGUUUAUCCAACUCCCCUAGACUGACUACCAGUGGUCAGUCAACCCGGUGGAAAGCGCCGGUAAGUGCAUAUUAUCUAUAUUUUUACUGCCUUAUUCUGAUUUCUUCCACUUCACAGUUUGCCAUCAACCUUGGAGUGAAGUUCCUCACUCCGGAACAGCUUUGGCUCGACGAAUCGGAUGAUGGACCAUUCUCUUUGCCCGCGUUUGACGCAAACAAGCUAUUUAAUAGCCCAGAUCCCGACCUACCAAUACUUGAGAAACCUUCAAAACCAGAAAUGAUCAUCUUAGUUGGAUAUCCAGCAUGUAUGAAAACCCUGACCAGGAGUCUGGGUCAUAUAGGUCCCGAUGAUCUGGGCACUUGGCAAAAAUGUGUCCAAGCCUCGAAGACUGCUCUCUCCAAAGGCCAGUCGGUCGUUGUUGACAAUACCAAUAUGGAUGCUGAGUCUCGUGGUCGUUAUAUCGAAGUUGCCAAAGAAUUCAAAUGUCCGGUACGGUGUUUCAUAAUGGAAACGACAGUGGAACACGCUAGACACAACGAAAGGGUAAGGGAGCCAGUGCAUUCCUAG